Penicillium taxi is the source of this 1515-nucleotide messenger RNA. Its product is annotated as putative NAD+ kinase. The record is from RefSeq and is a predicted model, not a curated record. Gene Ontology annotation, biological process: NAD+ metabolic process; NADP+ biosynthetic process. The transcript has 5 exons. NCBI's taxonomy places the organism in Eukaryota, Fungi, Ascomycota, Eurotiomycetes, Eurotiales, Aspergillaceae. Gene Ontology annotation, molecular function: NAD+ kinase activity. The coding region runs from base 1 to 1515 and encodes 504 amino acids.
AUGGACCAUGACCUUGUGAUCCACUCGGCCGUGGACGAGAACCACCCCAGCGACAAUGAGUCCCAGAACCAACUUGAGGUUGUGUUCGGUCCCGACUCCAACCACCGCCGCAAAUCGUCCCUUGUGACGAUGGACAAACCGCGGUUCAAAAUUCUCCAAGAUGCCCAUGACAAAACUACAGCUUGCUAUGUUCAUUCCUUAAUUGCAGGAGAAUGGGCAGGCCUCCCCCCUAGACUAGGCGAGACGCAGAGUGUGACACCCACGGUGAAGGAGGAGGAGCCCACUUUUGACGUAAGGUCUCUCCGACAGGAUAAUGUGGCUGCUGUAGUUGACGGUGAAAAUAAGACGCUGAAACCUGUGUCGACUAUCAUACAAUCUAGACAUUUGACAAAACGACAGCUGUCCGAUAUGGCGUGGAAUGUGCGAAAGCUGUCCAAGAAACUGGGUAGCAUCAGACUCAAGCUCACAGUCAAGAAUGUCUUUGUUGUGAGUAAGGCAUAUGAUGAAUCCAUGGUCAGUUUGACGAGGAAAAUUACCCGGUGGCUACUUUCUAAAGAUCGUGAUGCGCCGUAUAACGUUUACGUGGAGAAGCGCAUGGAGACACAUCCAGACUUUGGAAAGUUGCAGUUAUUGCAGGAGGAGCCAACGGCAAAGAACCGAUUGAAAUUCUGGGAUGCGAAGCUUGCACAGGAACAGCCCCAUCUAUUCGACUUUGUCAUUACUCUCGGUGGAGAUGGCACGGUUCUCUACACCAGCUGGCUCUUUCAGCGAAUCGUUCCGCCGGUUCUCUCAUUUUCGCUUGGCUCGUUGGGAUUUCUGACAAAUUUCGACUUCGCCGAUUACAAGAAGAUCUUGGAGACAGCUUUCCGUGAUGGAGUGGUCGUGAGCCUUCGACUACGGUUUGAAUGCACCAUCAUGCGAAGUAAAGCUCGCUCGAAAGAUCCCCAUUCACGGACUCUCACCGGGCGCGACUUGGUGGAGGAGCUGAUCGGGGAAGAGGGUGAGGAUACAUUAACGCAUACUCCAGAUGGAGUGUAUGAGAUUCUCAACGAUGUCGUUCUUGACCGUGGACCAAAUCCAACCAUGUCGCAAAUCGAACUAUUUGGCGACGACGAGCAUUUCACUACCCUUCUUGCAGACGGUAUCUGUAUUGCAACACCAACAGGGUCCACGGCGUACAACCUAGCGGCUGGUGGCUCCCUCUCUCACCCUGAUAAUCCUGUCAUACUUGUCACUGCCAUAUGCGCUCACACUCUAUCAUUCCGCCCAAUUAUCCUCCCCGACACCAUUGUCCUACGUAUGGGCGUACCCUACGACGCCCGAACCAGCUCUUGGGCUAGCUUUGAUGGUCGUGAAAGAGUUGAAUUGUUGCCUGGGGACUACGUAACAGUCUCUGCUUCAAGAUAUCCGUAUGCCAAUGUUCUAGCCCAGGGACGACGCGGCGAAGACUGGGUGCACAACAUUUCCAAGACUUUAAAUUGGAAUUCUCGAACGAAGCAGAAAAGUUUCAAGUAG